UUUGAAAUUGUUAAUUGUAUUGUAAUUCCAAUACUACUAGUAACAGUUAAGUUUUGAAAUAAACAAUUUCUUUCAAUAAAGUUAUUAUUCUGGAACUUAGUGGAAGAGAUAUAAACCGGUAGAACGAUUUACCUGAUGAGUUGAAUAUAGUAUAACAUGGCAGAUCGCUGGAUUGGUUGUGAAGUGGUGAUUGACUGUGGUGAUGUUUUAGGAGUCUUCCAGGGUCGGAUAUCUGAAGUUGAUACUGAAGAUCAAACUAUUACACUUGUGGAUUUUUAUAGAAAUGGAGUUCAUUCUCAGUAUCCACAUUUAGUUGUCAGUUCACAAGACAUCUGUGAUUUGAAAAUUCUUCAUACUGCUGAGGAUUUGGAAAAAUCAUCUCAUAAUCAGGUGGAUCAUUGCCUCAACAAAACUUCCAACAUCACAGAGACAGAAGAAUCAUUUUCAUCUCCAGCCAAAGUGGAAGAACAUAACAAAAGGAGAGGUGAUGGACGUAAAAAAAUAACGACACCAAAAAAGAUAGAAGGAAAAAAACGGCUUACUGAACGAGAUGAAGCAUGUUUUAGUGCUCCUGUAGACAGCUAUAUUUUGGAGCAUGAGUUUGACUUUGAGAAAAAUUUAGCUUUAUUUGAUAAACAAGCUAUUUUUGAAGAGAUUGAAGCACAUUCAAAACCUGAUGUUGUUCGCCUUGUUGACAUUAACAGACGUCAGACAGCCAAGUACAGAUGUGAUGAAAAUGUUCUUUUGAGUGAACCAGUUACAUAUAGAGAGAUAACUGUACCUUGUGUGGUUGAAAAAGAAUAUGUUACAGAUACUGGCUUGGUGGUACCAAGUAUAUCCAAAGAGCUGCGAUCACGGUUAAUAGAGGCAUCUGACCGCUUUGGUUUCUCAACUGAAAGAAGACUGGAGAUGGCUGGGCGAGCUGCUAGUGAGAUGGUCCUCCAAUUGGCUGGGGGCAAUCACAGGUUGAACCCACAGAACUCCCAUCAGAGACCCACAGCAGUUGUGAUAUGCACGUCACAUCAGCAGGGAGCACAAGCUGUAAACUGUGGCCGCCAUCUUGCAAAUCAUGGUGUCCAAGUAACGGUUCUCCAUCCUGCAGUACAUGAGGCAGAAGACCUUUGGUUUACAAAAGAACUAAAGUUGUUUAAGUUGACAGGAGGGAAGACUACUUCCAGUGUAGCAGGUGUGUACCUGCUUCCAAAGACAGUUGACAUUAUUCUGGUAGCUAUUGAUGAACAACUUGAGACUUAUGAAGUUAAAAUAGACCAACACUGGUACAACUCUUCUCAUCAAUGGGCCAGCCAUUGUAAAGCACCACUGCUACUGCUGGACCCACCUCCUGAGGCUAAAACAAUUUCGGACUUUGAACCUAAGUGGAUUCUUGUUACCGUACUUCCAUCUGCCUUUCCCAGCAGCAAUGCUAGCCUUUAUCUGUGUGAUUUAGGGCUACCAGGAGAAGUAUUUAGUGAUGUUGGCAUACGUUAUGCUUCACCAUUUGGGUCAAAAUUUGUCAUUCCACUGUAUAACAAGGAUAGUUAAAACAGCCACUGAAGUUUACUCUUUAAAUGUUAAGAAAGACUUGAAAAUUAUUCAAGAAGUGAUUGUUUUUUUUUAUUGUAAUGACAACUAAAUGAGUUUCAAAGCUUUUACAUACUAUAUAUCAAGUCAAACUCUUUCCAUAGCAUCAUCAGAAUAUAACUAACAACAUAAUUGUACUAACUCUUUUAAGAGCUAAAAAUGAAUAAACUGUUGCAUAAUAUUGUGCACAGAAACUAUUAGUUUUUUUUAAACAUAAGUUUGAAAAGGGUAUGUGUUAGUA
This is a messenger RNA of Limulus polyphemus (Atlantic horseshoe crab), 1822 nucleotides long. It is a transcript of the gene Edc3, whose product is annotated as enhancer of mRNA-decapping protein 3-like. Gene Ontology annotation, molecular function: mRNA binding. The transcript has 7 exons. NCBI's taxonomy places the organism in Eukaryota, Metazoa, Arthropoda, Merostomata, Xiphosura, Limulidae. Gene Ontology annotation, cellular component: P-body. The record is from RefSeq and is a predicted model, not a curated record. Gene Ontology annotation, biological process: P-body assembly; deadenylation-independent decapping of nuclear-transcribed mRNA. The coding region runs from base 157 to 1542 and encodes 461 amino acids.